AUGGCCGCGUACUGCGACGGCUCGGGGCCCUGCUCGGCCCCGCACGGCCAGGCCCGGGCGGCAGCGCACCCCACGGGCCACGCGCGCGGUGACCUGGGCGCGGCGGGCGUCGGCGCGCGCCUGUGGCUGAACGCGCCCGCUCUCAGCUCCGCGCCCUACGCGCCCGGCCCCGCGCCCGCGCCGCCCUACGCGGCCCCUGGCCCGCUCCUCGGAGCCCCGGGCGGUCUGGCGGGCGCUGACCUCGCGUGGCUGAGCCUCUCGGGCCAGCAGGAGCUGCUGCGGCUGGUGCGGCCGCCCUACUCGUACUCGGCGCUCAUCGCCAUGGCCAUCCAGAGCGCGCCACUGCGGAAACUGACGCUCAGCCAGAUCUACCAGUACGUGGCCGGCAACUUCCCCUUCUACAAGCGCAGCAAGGCGGGCUGGCAGAACUCCAUUCGCCACAACCUGUCGCUCAACGACUGCUUCAAGAAGGUGCCCCGCGACGAGGACGACCCAGGUAAAGGCAAUUACUGGACCCUGGACCCAAACUGCGAGAAGAUGUUCGACAACGGGAACUUCCGGAGGAAGAGGAAGAGGAGAGGGGAGGCGAGCGCGGCCGCCCCCUCGGGCACCCGGAGCCCGGGGGGAGCCCCGGCGCCGGAGCUGGAGCCCCUGGGCGCCGCCUCCCCGGACCCGCCCGCCUCGUCGUCCCCGCCCGCGCCCGAGGCUGCCGCCUGCUUCUCCAGUUUCGCCUCGGCCAUGGGCGCCCUGGCUGGCGGCCUUGGUACCUUUCCCGGGCCCUUGGCGGGCGACUUUUCUUUCGGGAGACCGACCACGGUCGCCGCCCACGGUCCCCAGGCCCCCGGCCCCGCGCCCCGCCCCGCCGCUGGCCAUCAGACGGCGGCCACCAGCUUCCGCGUCGGUCACUUCUUCUACAGUCGGGAAGAGACGGAAGUUUGAAGGGAGGCGGGGGAUUGUCUCUGUCCAGAGGCGCCGAGCUCAGGCCGCGGGUUCCCGCCGCGUGAGGGCCCCACGUGUGGCCUCCUCAGCGGUCAGUGCAGCGGAGGGAGGGUCCCGGGGUCCGGCCACAGGGAACAGAGCCAGCCUGUCGUGCACCCCUCACGCAGGCGACCGUACAGAUGGGGCGAGCGGGCGCUCUCUCUGCCCUCUGGCAUUCCAGUUGGCCUGGACCUCAAACCCGCGCUCCCAGGGGGCUCCACCUUUUCCAGGGGGAGCUUGGCCCCCUCCAAAGAGCUUUCUUACUCGUGCUAGUGGAGAUGCCCCGGCCAGACUUUGGCGGAUUUUCUCCUCCUUUCCAGCUUGGACCUGGGACAGUCGGUCCUGGACACGUGGAAGAGGGACUUUCUCAUGGCCGGAUCUGCGCUGAAGGAAGAGGGAGCGCUGCCAGCACAGCAGCCCUGGGGACACCAGCUCCUUCCCCUGCCACUCAGCACCCGCCUCCCUGACCCUGUCCUAAGACCAGGCGCCUCCAGGGACCACCAGACCUGUGUCUAGCAUCCUAGAGUCACAGGAUGGUUUCAGGUUUUCCCCCCACCCAGCCACACCCAAACCCACGAGGGGAGGCGGGCCAGAGAAGCCACUCUGGUUUCCUCUCCCUUCCUGCCCCUCAUUCCUGGUUUUGGGCCCUAGCAGCCUCCCUGCACUGACCAGCUGCCUUCUGGGUGAAUUUAAGCCCCUGCCUCCCUCCGUUUGUAGUUACGCACAAGGUUCUUUGGAGCCAACAGCCACUGGGAGGAGAAAUUUUGGCCUUGGUACCUCCCUGAGUUUCUGGCGGCUGAGGGCCCCGGGGGUCACCGGUGCCUUCUGGAGCUGCAGGAGCUUAGCUGGUGCGCCCACCCUCUCUGCUCUGGGGACUCGGGAGAGGCACCUUCCCUGGGAGAGAGCAGGGAGAGGACACCGUUAACUCGGAGUAGGGCAGAGGAUUUAGCUCAAGCCACUGCCCCCGGUAGGCCGCGCAGGUUUUCCGAGGUGAACUCCAACCCUGACCGCUGGGCCCAGCGCUGUUGCUUCUGCUGCUGCUGGGAAGGAUGGCGGUGCUCUGUGUCAGUUCCUUAGAGCUGGGCCAGCAGUGGUCCUGAUGAACCGCUUGUGUGUUUGAGAGAGAGAGAGAUGGAGAGAGAAAGAUGGAGAGGUUGGGGGCAUGUAUAGGACAAGCCAAGAGUUGGGGUGAAUUUGGAGCCUGGGUUGUGUUUCACUGAACCUUUCUGGGGCAGAAAGUUGCAGACCUCUCGGCAUUGCAUCUCUCUGCUGCCGGCUGCAGGAAGGCCUGCAACGUGCUAGCUCUGUGGUAAUAAUACCACGUUGCCCGGCCAAACUUACACAACCAAGCCAAAAUCUCUUUAGGGGAAACACUCCCAGAACGUAAUACAAUUUAAGAAAAUCCUUACCUUAUGAAAGAAAGAAUAUUAUCUCAGUCCUGCUUAACAAACUAAAAUGCUAAAAAUAAACAUCGACGUACUGUAACUUGAAUGUACAUGCUGUUUCAUACAUUAAAAGACUCCACCACCACUUCCCAACGUUUUCAGUUUAGACUUUGCAUUUGCAAGAAACUUGGAGAAAAAGAAUUUUAUAAAGUAAGUUUGACAGCAUUGGGAAAGUACUAUGUACAAUUUACAAUUAAUGAAGAUUUGAGAAAAUUGGCUGAUAAAUAUGUAUAUGAAAGUGUAUAGUAUGGCUGCAUGACUGCUAGGAAUUGGUACAAAGCUGCCUUUUUUUUUUUUUUUACUUCCAACCAUGUUUUUCUGUUGUUAAAAUAGAGGGAAAAAAGUUUCAAAAUGAUCUUUCAACUUUUAGUUUGUUUGACUAAAAGUCUCUUUUUGAUGUUUAAAAAUGUGUUCAUCCUUUCAAGCUUUCUCCCUUUAGUAGGUAAUGGUAUAAACAAGUAGAUGGAAUGUCCGUGAGAAAUGCAUAGUUUAAAGUAAUUCUAGCAGCGCAGGGUGUUCGGAAACCAGAAUCCAUGCCUCCUCUGUGACAGUGCGUGUGUCUGGAUAUGUUUUCUCAUGGUGGGGUUGGGGGGAGGGGGCCAGAAUGCCUCCAGGGCCCUGGUGCAAUCAGCUUUAGAACCACUUCUCAUUAUCCCAAAGGAAUAUUUUCCCAGCGGAAAGAAACUGCUAAAUUCAAAGUGUUAAAAGCACAAAGCAGCCUGUAAUUGGUUUAUAAUCAAAUAUUUUCUUCUGACCAGGACUCAGUGAAUUUGAUCUUAGUUUCAAAAGCAGGCUGCACAUGGGAGACUGAAGGACCAGCUCCUGUUGGUCAGAUGGAGGAAAUGCCACCAGGAGGCCAGGAGAAUCCUCUCUCUGGGACUUGGAGCCCCAUCGCGGAGCCCAGGCCUUGUCUUCACCUCUGUCUCUUUGGUCUCUGAAAUAGCGAAAUACUGUCCCUUUUGCGUGUCAAGGGUGGGUGCUGUAAUCUCUGGCUUUUUUCUUGAACAUUCCAAGUUGUUUUAAAACUAACUGUAAGCCUUUACAAAAGGAGUGCCCUGGUAUGACGUUACAAGCACACAACGGAGUAUCAUUGAAGUUCUCAGUUCUUGGUUUGAAUUAACAUUUCUGGUGGCACUGAAUAGGUUAAUGAUGUGUUUCCAACUUCAGAGGGGAAAGAUCAAACUGCCAGAGUACCAGAUGAUUGGGAAUUCUCUCCACUGCCAAAUGGUAGUGGAAUUUUCAGAUUGAAAAACCAAAGAGCAUAAUAGGAAAAUAAAUUGUAAUGUUACCUCCCCUGGAAACUUACUAAUCAAGGAGUCCCUGUGCAAAGGACAGCCAUUAAUGAUGAAGUCUCAAAAAUUUGUCAUAAGUAUUUGAAGAGUGUGGUAACUAGAGGUUUAAAAAGUGAGUACUGGAUUUCAAGAUAUGAAUUCACAUAUUGAUUAAACAUUGAGUGUGUCCAUUUUUAUGAUGAACACAAGGUGCUGCCCUGGGAUGUUCAUGCUCAACUUUUAAACUUUAAUUUCCUAAGUGUAUCCACUAUAAUUAAAUGGCAUUUUUUAUUCAGGUCAAUGGCCAUACAGUGAUUAUUAAAACUUUUCAGUGAAA
Molecule: messenger RNA, 4031 nt
Organism: Camelus dromedarius (Arabian camel)
Lineage: Eukaryota; Metazoa; Chordata; Mammalia; Artiodactyla; Camelidae
Gene: FOXI2
Product: forkhead box I2
Exons: 2
Coding region: 1-939 (312 amino acids)
Biological process (GO): anatomical structure morphogenesis; cell differentiation; regulation of transcription by RNA polymerase II
Molecular function (GO): DNA-binding transcription factor activity, RNA polymerase II-specific; RNA polymerase II cis-regulatory region sequence-specific DNA binding
Source: RefSeq, a predicted model, not a curated record